AUGGACACGCCACAAGACGAGCCGCAGCUUACCUCACAGGCUAACACUACCUCAUCAUGCGCCCACUGCGGAAAGCCAGCCACGGACUGCUGCAACGACUGCAAAGACGUUCCACGCUCACAUUCCACAUUUUACUGCGACAGCAGUUGUCGGGAAGCUCAUUGGACAUCACACAAGGGAACCUGCGAGAGCCUUCAGGUUCGGAAGGCGUUCUACCGAGCUGCAGAUCUUCUAAAAGAAUUAUGGCAUGCAUUUCGUCGGGCGUCAUACGAAAUUCCUAUAUCGAAGGUAGAAGUCAAAGACGGCAACCUACUUGUCUUCACAAAAGACAGGAGAGAAACGGUCUCCGAGAGCAGGGCGCACGUAGCGUUCCGAUUCCCUUGGAACAAGAUCCCGUCUGGAUGGGACACAGAGGCAAUUUCGUGUAGCUUGACGUCCUGGGAUGCCUUGGCGUACAUGCACAAGACCAUCAAGUACUUCCUUAACGGACUCGUCUCAGAUAUCGAGACAAGUGUCACCGAGAAAACUGUCAAGUUGAAGAACAAAGCCUGCGAAGUCAGAUACAUUGCGUCAGACGGUUCUUGUAAUGUUGCGGACAAUGUGCACCACUUUCUUUCAGUUCUACGGAGUAACGGCGAACACUACGUUCUGGACCUCACGGGAGCUCAAUAUAGCUGGUACGAAGCGGCAAUGCCACUCAGUGAAUACAUCGAGGAGCGUGUGGAACCUGACAGAAUCACUACAAAUCCAUUUGGCAGCAACAAAGCUCUGACAGACCUUUCUGUCGCAGCCUACUUCAAAGGUCAGCCGCAAAACUCUCAGGCUCCACUUAGAGCAUUCCGCUAUGAACUCGAAGAAGGAUUGGAGAAGUCAUUCAAGAGCUUUCACAGGACCAUGUUGAGAGAGGAUCCUACAUUCACGGUGAACAAGUACUUGAAGACUCAGGGUAACUAUUUCGAAUGGGAUGAAAAUGAGCUAUGGGAGUACCUCUCCAAAUUGCCCGAGCUCGAUGACGAUGAACAUCAACAUGCAUAUCGCGUGGGUACGACAGAGAAGGCAAAUGCCAAGUACCAAAAAGAUAUCAUCACGUUCAGGAGGAACCUGGAAGAUUCCAGGAAGGAUGCUCUAGCCUUCAAAUUCUUUUUCUGA
Aplosporella prunicola CBS 121167 is the source of this 1149-nucleotide messenger RNA. RefSeq lists its product as uncharacterized. The transcript has 2 exons. Bases 1 to 1149 code for a protein of 382 amino acids. The record is from RefSeq and is a predicted model, not a curated record. NCBI's taxonomy places the organism in Eukaryota, Fungi, Ascomycota, Dothideomycetes, Botryosphaeriales, Aplosporellaceae.